Messenger RNA from Prorocentrum cordatum, 1218 nucleotides. The record is from the annotation of a GenBank genome assembly. Lineage: Eukaryota; Dinophyceae; Prorocentrales; Prorocentraceae.
AUGUGCUCCUCUUGUGCGAGCUCCUUUCUGGAUGGACACGCUUUGGAAGUUGGGCUCCCUCUGGGGGACCUGGUGGAUCGUCGGUCAGCCAGUCCAUCGCCCAGCGACGUCGCUCUGGCAUCAGGCCUCCACAGAGCUUCAAGGCAGCAGUGCAACAUAUUCACGCUGUGGGAUUAUCCUCGGGGUCCGCCUUUGUUCAGCGUGCUGAACGUCGAGUCUUGGCGCCGCCACUCUCGCCAGGUGUGCGGGGAGCCGAUCUUGAUAAGCGAUGCCAACGUCAAGGCCUACAUACCCGAUUUGCCGGACGAGUAUUUCCUGGUGGACCAUCCGGCUGCAAAGUCGGACCUCAUCCGCUACGCCCUACUGUACCAUCACGGCGGUAUGUAUAUGGAUGCAGAUUUCUUGGUUGUCCAGGAUCUAGACGCCGUCAUCGCCACCCUUGGCUACGACCUCGUGUCGUACGCCAGCAGUAGCAGCGAGUAUUCCAUGUGCGAGAGAGACUUCAGCUCGAAUUUCAUUGGCGGCCGUAAGGGGAGUAUAUUUCAUCAGCGCGUAUGGGAGGCGCAAAAAACGAUGCUUACAAGCCAUUGUCCCAUUGAUGAUUUACACACGCUAAAAGUAUGCUGCUUCGACAAGCCCAAGGGCCAGAAGUGCCACGUGCCCUGGGCCUACAUCGGCGAGAAAGUAUCGCACCCGCUUCUCGCUGAGCUGCGCUUGGCAGGCCUUGAGGUGAGCUCUUUCUGUUUCCGCGGCGAGAGCUCGUUCGUACCCAGCCAGCUUGGCACGGUCUUCGCUCGCCAUCCUGGGCUCGAUGAGGGGCUCGCCUGGUGGCGCAAGCACAAUGUGCCCCAUCCGCUCGACCGGAUCAUGUACCACCUCUUCAGCGCAAAGUUCAGGUGGCGGGACAUGAAGUGCGCAGGUCUGCUGAAUGAGAGCUCUGUCAUCGGCAGCCUGUACAGGAAAAGCUUCUCCACGGGGGGUGGGGGGGCCGAGGUGCCCCCCGGGAGCCCUGGCGUUCUGGACUUCUACAGGGCGCACCCGGAGUUCGAGUGCGCGGAGGUGGCCACCGUGUGCCACACGGUCCCUGCGCCCGCGGCCGCCGCGAAGCCCCUGGACGAGCUGCUCCGGCAGCAGCCGCCGAGGCCGGCCGCGGCCCCGCCGCGCGCGGGCCAGGCGGUCAUCGGGGCGAGGAGGCGCCGGCCGAAGCAGAGGAGGUGA